This is a messenger RNA of Naegleria gruberi, 2199 nucleotides long. RefSeq lists its product as uncharacterized. Gene Ontology annotation, molecular function: protein binding. The record is from RefSeq and is a predicted model, not a curated record. The transcript has a single exon. The coding region runs from base 1 to 2199 and encodes 732 amino acids. Lineage: Eukaryota; Heterolobosea; Eutetramitea; Acrasida; Naegleriidae.
AUGAGGAAUUUUCGACAAUACAAAUCAUCGACUGUACAGGUAUCUCCACGAAAUGGUGGGUACGUUCAUCAUCCUCAUCCUCCAUCAACAGUGAAACAUUCAGCUGCUGAUGGAAUGAAUGCAUCUCCCAACAAGGGAGAGAAAAAGACAUUUUCUGAAACAAUGAGUGACAACUCUUCACAGCCCAACACUAGUGCUGUUGAACCAUUGUGGCUGUAUGGAUAUGCAUACUUUUCAUUGGAUAAAACUAUAUGGGGAUUGUUAUUGGAUUUGGAGAAAAAGUUUGAUGCUGGUCAAAUUGACAAGAUUCAAUCACUUCCUUCACCUUCAUCCUCUCUUAAUAGUGGUACUUUCACUUUUCAACCUCCAAAACCAAGUGUGAGGAUAAAACAAUUGAAACCAACAAAUAUUGAGCUUCUGAAUCAAUCAUUUAUGGAUUAUUCUAAUGCCAACUUUAAAGAGUGUUUGAAGAGUAUUCAAAUUUUGAUAGAACGAAAGAUUUCCAUGUUUACCGACACAACAGAGGACAGAUAUGAACUGAAUUUAUCUUUAUCUCUAUUUUCAAUUAUCAUUCUGAAUUAUUCAACUGUUUUGUCAACUCAAUACCAGAGCUUUCACAACAGCAUGGAACUAUUGAAAGUAGGAGAAAUGAUGCUGAAACACUUCAAGAGCGACCAAUUGAAAGAUUAUUUCACAUCUCUAUUCAGCAGUGCCAUGUGUAAUUAUUACAAAAAAAGAAAAAAAUAUAACAUGAUGUACAAAUAUUCCAAACAAGCCUAUGAAAUGUACAGUCAAACAGGAACAAGCAUUUAUGCUCAAUAUAUUUUGCAAACGUAUGCCACUAGUUGUCUCUUUCGCAAGAAGUAUGAGGAAGCAAUUGAGUGCUUUGAAAAUAACAUUUUUUUGUACAAAAACCAAAUUCCAAGCACUUCUGUACAAACAAGCUUGCUAGAUUAUUUCAAUAGAAUUUUGACAUUCAUUUGUGACAAUGAGUAUUUCAUAAUUAUUAAUAAGUGCUUUAAUACCUUCAAUUAUGGUGUGGCACUAUUUGAGACGAAACAGAUGGUUCCUAGUCGAUACUACCUCUUUCAAGCUAUUGAUAUAAUGAAUCACCACCUCAGUUCCCACCACGAUAUAAUUAUAGAGAAACGAUGGCUCAAGUCCAUGAUUAAGGUGUAUAGAAUUGUGACCUCUAUUUGUGAAAACCAACCAUACAAUGAUUGCAACAUUUCCAUGCAUGCAAUUUUUAAUAAGGGAAAACCAAUGGUGGAUCCACUCGAGCCAGCAUUUAAAAACGAAAGGUACUAUAUUACCACACUGAACAAGGCAAUACACUAUGUCAUUCUAGAAAAUGAAAGACAAGAAGUUAUGGCAAGAGCAGAGAUUGACGCCGAGGAAUAUAGGAGAGUGAAGAAACUGGUUAGCAUACUCCCCCUUUUGAAAGUGGAUCCAUAUUUUGGUAAAAUUAUGAGCAUUGAAAAAUCAGUUAAGGAGAAGAAGCAAAACAUUCCACAGGCCAUGUCCUUUGCUAAGAAAGCACUCAAAUCUUCGAAAAUAUUUCUCACUCCUCUAAAAAGACCUGAAGAAACAACAUUGGAUGAAAGUAAUAAUAUCCUCAAUAAUUCAUUUCUACUCGAUGAUUAUGGAGAUAUUUCAAAGACACCUUCAGAAUCACCAAGAUCUGCUAUCAUUAAGCUUUCCCCACUCAAUUUCUCGAGACAAGGAUCGAUUGCUAAUAGCGAAAGAUAUAAUGUUACACUUUCUAGCAGUGCACUGAGUGAUUUUGAAAGUGAACCAACAGAAUUGGAACCAAAUAGUGAACUAUUGAGAGAAGAGUGUAUUUCUCCAUCCUCAAAAAAGAACCCAGGUUCUCUCCAAAAUGCAAGAAAGGUUGCGGCUGCCAUUACUAUUCAAUUGAUGGUAAGAAAGUUCCUUGCUAGACAAAGAUACAAGAGAAAGAUGAUGGAAUGUCAUAACAGGUUAAUUGAAGAACUCAAUAAGGAAAGAGAAGAGUACGCCUCAAUGCUUGAAGAUAUGAAGAUUGAAGUUCAGAAUCAAGCAGCAACAAAGAUUCAAUCAAUGAUAAGGAGUUUUCUAGCUCUCAAACAAGUUGAAAAAAAGAAGACUCAGUUCAAGGAGCAAUUACUGAUGGAGAUUGAAGAGGAAAAGCAACAAUACUCGAGUAUGAUCUGCUGUUAA